Messenger RNA from Malus domestica (apple), 870 nucleotides. RefSeq lists its product as uncharacterized. The record is from RefSeq and is a predicted model, not a curated record. Lineage: Eukaryota; Viridiplantae; Streptophyta; Magnoliopsida; Rosales; Rosaceae.
AAAGUUGCACAACCAGCAUCGUCUUCUUCGAGUAGGUUUAAAGCCUUAAACCAUAAACCCUAGACGCGCCUGAAAUUCUCCCGACACAAAAAGGGGUUGGAAUCCGAUGUCGAACGGAGAAGAUUACGACUCGGACGCGCCGGAGGAGCUCACGGCCGAGCAGGGAGUACAACAAGACCAAGAACUUAACAAGCUCCAGAAAGAGCACAAAGCCAGGGUGGUUCGUGAAGCAAAAGAACGUCGUAGACAAUGGGCCCAAAAGAAAACACCCAAGAAAACACCAAAGCCGUCUGUAAGUGUUCAAGAUGCCUCUGAACCUGAAGCAAACCAAGAAUCUUUGGGUAAUGGAGGGAUGCUUCCAAGCAACAUCGUUGAGCUGCUUGCAGCUCGUGAGAAGCAAAAGUUCCUCUCGGACUCUGAGGAUGAGAAGACCGACUCAAAGUCCGCUAAGAAGAAGAAAAAGCUAAAAAUCUCAGGGGUGGAUACUAUCAUAUUGAAGGAGACACCUGCCCCUCAAUGCUUACAGAAUUCCUUAGCGUUCUUGGAGAAAAGGAGAAUGCAGGUACCUAGAUCAUCUGCAGUGUUGAACAACUCCAACCAAGCAUUACGCCUCCUCUCUUCUUCGGGCUUGUUAAGUAAAAAGUGACAAACUAAAAUGUCAGCAUUUUUUCCCCAUGAUGUAUGCCAUUAUAUUGUAUGUGUUAAGCUGCUAUGCAUCGUAACUGGCCCCCCGGCGAGGACAUGCCUACGAAUUAUGAACAAAUGGGGAGGGAUCCAUUCCCACGGGAUUUAACCGUCGAACUUAUAGAUUCUGCAGUUGUGUUGUAUUACACAUUGUUCUUCAUCAUAUUUAACAUAUAUUUUCUUUCA